This is a messenger RNA of Fusarium verticillioides 7600, 489 nucleotides long. RefSeq lists its product as hypothetical. The transcript has a single exon. The record is from RefSeq and is a predicted model, not a curated record. Bases 1 to 489 code for a protein of 162 amino acids. NCBI's taxonomy places the organism in Eukaryota, Fungi, Ascomycota, Sordariomycetes, Hypocreales, Nectriaceae.
AUGACCAAGUUCCCUAUCAACUCUGUCAGCAGUCACCGACCAUUUGGGGUAUCCCAGAUCGCAAGAGUCUUUGAUCAUAGUGACCCAGGAAUAGAAUACAAGAGUAUUGCAGAUGCAACGCGUGAGGGCCCGAUCUAUCAUAAUCAACGCAUGGAACUAGAUGAAGAAGCAGUCAUGAUCUCAUCAGUGUUGUGUAUCCAUAUGCCCUUGGAGAAGCCCACUAACAAUAGGGUUGACAGAUCUGCUACUCAGGAGUGUGAGCCUGUCUCCUCAAGCACUGGAACUUACUAUGGGGAUUCGGAUACCUAUGGGAGAUCAUUCCGGGAUGAGCUACAACCUGAUUGGUACGCUCGUCCAAGAACACCAGAGAGUGUAGACAACGUCGCUGAAUCCGAUGACAAGGAUAAUGGUCAAGAGGGCGAAUCCUGCGAGUCUGACAAGAAGUAUGAUCAUGGUGGAGAAUCAUGGCGCUUCGAGGCACCGUUUUAA